AGGACGGCAAGAUCCCAAUGGCGAUGGUGUCGACCCUAAAGAAGAUUAAGAGUGGAUACAUCAAUGGAACCAGAGUGGCUCUCGGCAAGAUGCAGGAGUUCCUCAACACAUCCUGCAUCACAAGCCUCAAUUUUCUCCAUGAUAAUGAGAAUGGCUACCCUGACAGUCUGAAACCAGAAGUAAAGGAUUACCUGGAGAAGCAGAUGCGAGGGUCCCUGUCUUGGAGGAGAGCUGACCUUGUCCGCAUGUCUUCGAGGUUUGGUGAGAAGAAAUCCAUCAGAGACCCUUCUGCCCGACGCAGGUUCUCUGUCAAGGGAACCAUCCGUAAAUCCCGUACUCUGCUUGUUGAUGAUGAGAAAGCAAGUGCUAUAGCCAAGGGGAGGCAGAAACUGGAAACUGUAGAAGCAAAUGUUCCUUCCCGAAGAAGAUCCGGACUAGAUCAUAUUUUCUACUACGGUGAAGCGUAUGGGCCUACAUUGGGACUGACACUAGAAGUACCAUCGCAAGGUUCGUCCCGACGAGAGUCAACAGUGACCUCCCCAACAGGCGAGCAGGGACCCCCUAUUCUGGAGGUGUCCUGCCCCGCGACACCAACACGAGUCACGCCUCCUCUCUCAUCUCGCUCGCGAUCGCCAUCACCCGAAAAGGAGGAGCUCUGGGAGUCCAUGGUCAGGCACAGUAGGGUGGCAUCAGAUGCUGUGUAUGAGAAUGUUGAGUUUGAGGAGUUGCUCCUGCAGAUGCGAGAAGCUGAGUCACUGGAGGAGCAGGGAGAUAUUCUGCAUUAUCUGGUUGUACAGUUUGGAUUGAAUUAUGAGACUGGCUCAGUGAUUGAAGGACAGCCUGUCAUUGUUAAGGAUCUUCUGAAGGAUCUCUAUGAAAGAGCAUGCCAUGACAAGAACUGGGCUCUUGUCAGGCAUACUGCUGGAAUGCUGGGCAAGAGGGUAGAGGACCUGGCCAAAGCAGUCACAGAUUUAUUAGUGCGUCAGAAGCAGGUGACAGUUGGACUCCCUCCCCACCAUGAGGUGACCAUCACGGCCCCACUGCCAGCAUCUGAACUACGGGUACUCAUCCACAAUGCGUACGGAGCAGACGAGUCCACUGCUAUGUUGACACAGGAGUUGUUGGUGUAUCUUGCUAUGUUCAUCCGCACAGAACCAAGUCUUUUCCAUGAAAUGCUAAGGCUCAGGGUUGGCCUCAUCAUACAGGUUAUGGCUUCUGAGUUGGCCCGCACCAUCAAGUGUGAGGCAGACAUAGCUUCUGACCAUCUCCUGAACCUGUCGCCUUUUGAGAUGAAGAACCUUCUCCAUCACAUCAUGUCAGGGAAGGAGUUUAACAUUGGAUCAGUCCUCCGCAAGCGUCAGGGAUUGAUAGACAAUGCUCGUAGUGGCACCUUCUUCAUCAGCAGCAAGUCGACCAAACUUAGCAAGAAAGGGUUGCAUGCUGAGAAGAAAGGGUUGCAUGCUGAGAAGAAGAGCACAAUCGGGAGCUUCCUGGGAACGACAGUUGAGGGGGAGGCCAGAGACCUUGAGGCCGACCGCCAUGGCCAGUGGCUCAGGCGCAGGAGGCUGGACGGAGCACUCAACCGAGUGCCGCUCAAUUUCUACCCAAGGAUCUGGAAGAUUCUAGAGAAGUGUCAGGGCAUUAACAUUGAAGGCAAAGUUAUCCCACAGAGUCUCACUCAGGAGAUGACAGCAGGAGAACUGAAGUUUGCCUUGGAGGUAGAGACUGUGCUCAACACCAUUCCUCAACCUGAGUACCGUCAGCUGGUUGUUGAGGCAUUGAUGGUGUUAUCACUUGUCCGGGAGUACCACCACACAGGCUGGCUUGGGGACAUUGUAUCUGCUCAGGACAUUGUCCAUCUGGCAAAUAAUAUUUUCCUACAGGACCAGAAACAAGAAGGGGGUGAUGCAACGACCUGCUGUGCAAGGGAUAAGAAAGAACCAGGUAUUGGGGGUGGUUUGACAUGUGGAGGAGCUGCCUACAUCUGCAUCCACUUUUACGACAGCGCUCCAUCUGGCAAGUUUGGCACAAUGUCAUACAUGAUUCGAGCAGUAUGUUGCAACCUGAAUUGCUUCCCACAAGAUGGUGAGAUGGACUGCACAGUCAGUUGAGCCAGUUCAAUAAGAGCAACAAAAGUAAUAAAAGUAAUUAUGCAGUUACGGUAGUCAAAUAUAUAGUGGGUAAAAUUUUAUUUCAAUGUAAUUCCCAUGAAUUUGUAAUGAUCCUUUAAUAUCAGUUGUGCAAGUUUUAAUGCUAGAAUCAGGAAGUUAAAGACAAUUAAUUUCUCAGUACAAAAGAUGGUGCAUAAGCAUUUUCCUUCAUCUUUUUUAUAAAGCAACAACAGUGCAUGGCAGUGCCUGGUACUGCCUUGACAAAGCCUUGCACAUCUGAAUUACAUUGCCACUGGAAUUGUUUAUGGAAAUCCUUUAGAGUUGAGUUGUGAAUCCAUUGUUAUUUAUCCUGUGGUGAUAUUGACCUUUUCUGAUGGUAUCAGUUAUGUUCAACAAACUAUAAUCUCAUUCAUAGUGCCAUAAAAUAUCAAAGAGAGAAGUUUUCUCUAACAUUGCAAGCUAUUUUAUUGCAAAGUUGGUAUGUUAAUUGAACCCUUUUAUUGAUUCAUUUGACAUUUGAGUUGUCCGCAGCUUGUCAUAUAUAGUCUUUUUUCCAUUUCUUCAUAUUCAAAAUGUACAACAACACUUAUUCACCUGUUUUUUUGUGUGAGUGCAUACCCAUGAAAGUCAUUUUACUUUUACACAGGACAUAUCAUUUCACCUACACUCCAGAUUUGUUCAUCUCAGCCUAUGAUUCUGAUUUGAUGUCUCAUAUAGUUGUAUCCUUUUGUUUCCCUUUUUUGACACUGUUGAAUUAAGUGCCAUUAUGUUAUGCAAAGUUUGAGUGUGAUCCUGUUGUAUGUACCAGUACGGCAAGUUACAAAACUUACCACAUGUGUUCCAAAUAUACAAAUAAGGUGCAAAUAUGAAUUGGUAAUGUUCAUGUUACAUAUUUAUACAUUAUAUAUACACAUAUAUAUUCAUGUGUUUCUGUAGCCACUUGAACUUCGUAUUUGAAAAUGUUGUAUCAAACAAGGCCAGUCAUGACAAUUUAUGUAAGCUCUCAAAGACUUUAACAAUGUCACCGGUGGUCAAAGGCUCAAAAGAUAUCCUUGGCAUGUUCUCAUUACUUACAUAUGCUGAAAUUUUACAUGAAGUGCUAGUCGUGGAAUAUUCAGUAAAGUAAACCAUGGACUGUAACUUCAUAUAUCACAUUGUAAACAUCUGAAGACUUCAAUCUGUGAACAAGUGGUUUUGUUAACAUUCAUUUUAAAUGUUAAUGAAGAAUACGAUCACUUCAUGUACAUUUUAUUCAUUUGAUUAAGCCAAAGAAAUAUAACAUCACUGUUAAAUAAGACACUGGUGCACAUGAUAAUUAUAGUAAUGAAAAAGACAUUUCUUUUGAUAUUUAUACUUUUUAUAACAGAGAUUGUAAACAAAUCAAAUUUAUACUUAUGACCAAAUCUAUUAUCAUACUAAUAUUGAUUUUGUUUCACAAGAAUACAUCAGUAUUUGUUUAAGAAAAAGUGAUCUGAAAUAUGAAAAUACAGUUUCUCAUUUAUUAUCGGAAUUAAAUAGCAAAACAAAUCAAAGUCAAAUGUGCACAAUUAUACACAUUAAUGGUUGUUUUUAGAGACAACUGUCGUAGUAGUAACCAGUUAGCAGAGUUCAUUGUUAGAUUCUCAAAUUAUUUAUUUGCCACAUAUGAAGUUUUUGUAGAGUUUAGGUACUAUAUUUUUUCCUUAGAAUGACACUAUGGUUAUAAUCUUUAUCUCUCAUUUUGCUUUUAUAGAAUAUUGUCAUCUGUUGAAUCUGUAAAUGUAUUGGUUUAAAUCUGUAAAUUGAUAUUUUGUUAAUAUGUGUGAGACCAUAUUAGCUUGCUUUGAAUACUUUACCUGUGUCCUUAAUUUUUAUGUGAGUUUUAUUAUUGAAGAUGUUGUGUAAAGUAUUGAAAGUUAUAUUAAAUAUCCCUGUGAUUUAUAGUGAUGUAUAAGUGAAAUUUGUAUAAGUGAAAUUAUAUACUUAGAUAUUUAAACAAAAUACAAAAAAGUUUGUCGACAGCAUCUGUCCAGAUGCCUCUUGUCAUUGAUUGCAAAAUGAAGAUGGAACUACAGUUUAAUUUUAAAUACAAAGGGAAGAAGUACUGCACACAGCUGACUAACACUGUCAUGUAUUGCAUGAGUGCUAGUCCUUAAGUCCUUAGGAAUGGUCUCUUAGCUGAUUUCAAAAGAGCAGUUAUUUUAUUUUGGACUUCAUUUGGGCGCUUAUUUUAUUUCUCAAAAAUGAUUUCCUAGAUCCAACAGUCCUUGUCCUCUUAAUGCUGCUGCUUGACUACAAAGUAUAUAGAUCAAAUGCCUUUUUUAUGAAAAGCAGUUCACUACAUUAUUUUCAACUGUGUACACUAUACAUGCUAUUGUAAAGAGGAAAUGAAGCAUUCAGUGAAAAGACCAUGAUUGAUGGCAGGCUGGGCCUGAAAAGGGGUAGGAUGAGAUCAUAAAAUCAUUUAGUAUUUUCAUUACAUGUAAAGGUGUACAGAAUAGGACAUUAUAGAAACAGAUUAAAAGCUUAAUAUAUAAUGCUAUCAAUUAUCUUUUAUUUUUUAUUAUUAUUAUUAUUAUUAAGCUUUCUCUAUUUUUGAGGAAUAUAAGUAGAAAAGGUUCUUAUAGGUAAUAGAAUUUUGAGGUGUUCCAUAUUAGGUAAAAAAAAAUUAGCUGCUUCCCAUGCUGUGCAUUGCCAGUAGGGCAUUUAAUUAUCCCUAUGUAAUAAGGCUUUCAUGAAUAAUAAAAAAUAUCUAAAAAAAGUG
This is a messenger RNA of Penaeus monodon (black tiger shrimp), 4854 nucleotides long. RefSeq names its product probable phosphorylase b kinase regulatory subunit alpha. Gene Ontology annotation, cellular component: phosphorylase kinase complex. Lineage: Eukaryota; Metazoa; Arthropoda; Malacostraca; Decapoda; Penaeidae. Gene Ontology annotation, biological process: glycogen metabolic process. The record is from RefSeq and is a predicted model, not a curated record. Gene Ontology annotation, molecular function: calmodulin binding.